This is a messenger RNA of Danio rerio (zebrafish), 2019 nucleotides long. RefSeq names its product catenin, beta like 1 (gene ctnnbl1). The record is from RefSeq and is marked provisional. NCBI's taxonomy places the organism in Eukaryota, Metazoa, Chordata, Actinopteri, Cypriniformes, Danionidae. Gene Ontology annotation, cellular component: nucleus.
CGCGCGAAGAACUGAAAACAACUUUUAGUCGACGAGCGUGUUUCUCACACACUUUCGCUGAAAAAUACACAUUUCUCAGGAUUAAAGCAGACAGCAGUCAUCAUGGAUGUUGGAGAGCUGCUGAAUUAUCAGCCUGACCGUGGAGCAAAGAGACCCAGAGAUGGGGACAGUCAUGAGGAAUCCAGAAGCAAGCAGAAGGCUGCGGGUCGAGAUGCGGGACGGGUCCUGCUGCGGUCAGAGGAUAACACUGAAGAGCCCACAGCUGGAGACGGAGACAAGGUUCUGGAGAGACUGAUGGAUCAGGAUGGAGAAGAUCCAGAGGCAGAGCUGGUGGAUGAGAGCACAGUGAAGAAGAUGAUCCUGACCUUCGAGAAGAGGUCCUACAAAAACCAGGAGCUCAGGAUCAAGUUCCCAGACAACCCGGAGAAGUUCAUGGAGGCGGAGCUUGAUCUCAAUGACAUCAUCCAGGAGAUGCACGUCAUCGCCACCAUUCCAGAGCUUUAUCAUCUGCUGGUGGAGCUGAAUGCGGUUCAGUCUCUGCUCGGCCUCCUCAGCCACGACAACACUGAUAUCAGCAUCGCGGUGGUGGAUCUGCUGCAGGAGCUGACAGACAUCGACACACUUCAUGAGAGCGAGGAGGGAGCAGAGGUGCUUAUCGACGCACUGUUGGAGGGUCAGGUCGUGGCUCUCAUGGUGCAGAAUAUGGAGCGUUUGGACGAGACUGUGAAGGAGGAAGCUGAUGGAGUUUACAACACUUUAGCUGUGAUCGAGAACAUGGCCGAGUUUCGUCCGGGUCUGUGCACAGAAGCGGCGCAGCAGGGUUUGAUGCAGUGGCUGCUGAAGAGAAUCAAGGCCAAGAUGCCGUUUGACGCCAAUAAGCUGUACUGCAGUGAAAUACUGGCCAUCCUGCUGCAAAACAACGACAAAACGAGGGAGCUGUUGGGGGAAAUGGAUGGUAUUGAUGUCCUACUGCAGCAGCUCUCAGUGUUUAAGCGUCAUAAUCCUUCCACAGCAGAGGAACAGGAAAUGAUGGAGAACCUGUUUGAUGCUCUCUGUUCCUGCCUGAUGCUUCCAGCCAAUCGGGAUCGUUUCCUCAGGGGGGAGGGGCUUCAGCUCAUGAACCUCAUGCUCAGAGAGAAGAAGAUGUCUCGCGUCAGCGCUCUGAAGGUUCUGGAUUACGGGAUGAUCGGUCCAGAGGGAUCUGACAACUGCCACAAAUUUGUGGACAUCCUGGGCCUGCGCACCAUCUUCCCCCUGUUCAUGAAGACGCCCAAGAAGAUGAAGAAAGUGGGAAUAUCAGACAAACAACAUGAAGAACACGUGUGCUCCAUCAUCGCCUCCAUGCUGAGGAACCUGAAAGGGCAGCAGAGAAGUCGACUGCUCAGCAAAUUCACAGAGAACGACUGCGAGAAGGUCGACAGACUCAUGGAGCUGCAUUUUAAGUACCUGGAAGCGGUUCAGCUCGCAGACAAGAGGAUCGAAGGAGAGAAGCACGAUAUGGUGCGUCGCGGUGAGAUCCUGGAUGAUGCGAUGGAUGAUGAGUUUUACCUGCGGCGUCUGGACGCUGGACUCUUCGUUCUUCAGCUGCUCUGUUAUAUAAUGGUGGAGAUCUGUGCCGCUGGAGUUCCUCAGUUACAGCAGAGAGUCCAUCAGAUCCUCAAUCUCAGAGGGGGAUCCGUCAAAGUAGUCCGGCAUAUAAUGAGAGAAUAUGCAGAGAACAUUGGCGACGGCAAGAGCGAGGAGUUUAAGGAAAGCGAGCAGAAGAGGAUUAUGGAACUACUUGAAAACUUCUAAAAACCCAGUUGGAGUUGGGCGUAGGUUUUUUCUGCGUUUCUGCUGAUGACUAGAUGUCUAAAAACCAUCCAGUCUUCAUCCAGAAUGUAGGAAAGCAUUAAAUAUAACGUGGCUGAUUCUGCGAGAUUUCACCCUACACAUUUUAUUUGUUGUUUUUUUAAUGAUAGAUAUUUUGUGUCUGUACAACUUCAGUUUUCUUGUAAUUAAAGUCUGUGCGUUUCUUUA